Trematosphaeria pertusa is the source of this 1287-nucleotide messenger RNA. RefSeq lists its product as uncharacterized. The transcript has 5 exons. Bases 1 to 1287 code for a protein of 428 amino acids. Lineage: Eukaryota; Fungi; Ascomycota; Dothideomycetes; Pleosporales; Trematosphaeriaceae. The record is from RefSeq and is a predicted model, not a curated record.
AUGAGUUUCGGUUAUGCUGUGGGCGAUAUCGUCGCCGUUCUCAACCUCAUCGAGCGAGUGGCUCACGAGGUCCGAAAUUACCGCAAUGCGCCCGCUCACUUCCAGCAGCUUCAGCUGGAGCUGGACCUGAUGCGAAAUACUAUCCAGCAGCUACUCUACAUGGAGGCCGCCGACGAUGUGGAACACGCUAGUUUUCAGCGUAUUCGGGCAAUCGCAAUGCAUUGCCUUCAGCCUCUUCAAGCGUUCAUUAGCAAGAUGCAAGGGAAAGAGGCUAAUCUUGGACACUUCCGUACGACGCAAUCUCUCAGCGGUUUCGGCACACGUUUGCACUGGUCGAUGGUCUCCAAAGCUGAUGUGGAUGAUCUACGCAAGACUAUCCUCUCAGAGAUGGUCGCAAUCAGUCUCCUCCUAGGCAUGCAGCACUUAACAUAUCUGAAGAAGUCUUCGCUCGAAUCUCAACAGCAGAGGAGAAUCCAGGCCGCAACAGCUGCUACCCACUCACGAGACGUCCUGACACAAACCUCGACUAUUCUACAAAUCGUUCAAGGCAUUCCAGAAGCCUUCACGCAUAUGCGAGAGUCUACGGUCGCUCACCGAACGCAACAGAACAGACGGCUCAAGCAAUUGGACGACAGUCUAACAGUCAUGGCUAAUAACAUCAAGAAAAUCGAUAUCGAUGUGAACGCAGCUGUUUCCCUUGCCUCACGAGUAGGCUCACGAGCUACUCAAACUAUCGUUCGACUCUUCAACCCGAUCUUAGAGGUGAAGAAGCUGGUCCAACUGCUGCUCCAUUGUUCAAGUAAACUGCUACAUGAAGUUGCCCGCAAUGCUCAAAUGCUUCUCAGCCUUCAGGACAAAAUGCGACAGGUCAUACGUGCGAUCGAGGCGAUCCCGCUACAUCUCACUUUGGAUAUCAUCCGACUGGAUGAUGCACUGGGCGAGAGCUGGGGCCUUCCAUUCCAGGCGUGUACUCAAUGGCAAGCCUUGAAAAACGUCCUAUCUCAGGUCGUCUACGGAAAUGGAUGGACCGGGGCUUCGCUUAUUUCUGCGGAUAUGUUCAUGAUUGUCUCUGCCAAAACAGGUGCCGUUAUCAGACCUCACCAGUGGGCCCACGUGGCAAAAGCAGGAAUACACGUUCAACAAGCCAUGGUUACUUCCCAGUCCGCAGCACAAACUCAAAAGGACACUUGUCCGUAUCAAUCAUGCGGCGGCGCUCUAGAGUUGCAGGCGAUGACAGACUCAGAUGAUAGAGAUAGGGAACCUACAUCUAGAGGAAGAACUUGGUAA